Messenger RNA from Bufo bufo (common toad), 3805 nucleotides. It is a transcript of the gene ADAM11, whose product is annotated as ADAM metallopeptidase domain 11. Lineage: Eukaryota; Metazoa; Chordata; Amphibia; Anura; Bufonidae. Bases 41 to 2326 code for a protein of 761 amino acids. Gene Ontology annotation, biological process: proteolysis. The transcript is spliced from 27 exons. Gene Ontology annotation, molecular function: metalloendopeptidase activity. The record is from RefSeq and is a predicted model, not a curated record.
CUGCCUCCUGUGCCCGGGGCUGAGUGAUUAUGUAUGAAGGAUGCGUCUAGGGCUGCUCUGGGUUGUAGCUGCUGUGAUCUGUGCCAUGUCAGAGCUGGGGCUUCCUCUAGAAAAUUCUACUUCCCCCACUGAUACUGGUCAGUCUCAGUCUGUUACCAAAUGGCACCAGACCCUGGAACUUCCCCAGAUCACGCACCCUAGCCGAUUAAUUGGGCGGACAUCAGGAGCAGAAGCUCGAAGAUACCAGCUGGACACCCAGGUCAGAAAUGACAGCAACCCUAAUCUACCGGCUCACCUCGCCAGUGUCAGCUUCCUGGUGCCAGCAUUCAAGAAAGAAUUUAUUCUGGACCUGGAACUUAACCAUAAUCUCUUGUCUUCUGGAUACGUAGAAAUCCACUACAGUGAUAACAACAAUUCUCGUGUGCUGACUCCUGGUGAAGCUGGAGAUCAUUGUUACUACAAGGGCCAUGUGCGUGGGUUUGAACAAUCGUGGGUUGCAGUCUCCACCUGUCAUGGACUUAGUGGAGCCUUUUCUGAUGGAACAUUCACUUAUACAAUAUACCCCCAAGAGCAGAAAGCCAAGAAGUCUCUCCAGUGGCCUCAUGUGAUUGAGCGGGCAAAGAAAUGCCAAGAACCAGGCUGUAUGAAUCUUCAAGCAAUUCCCAGAAGCUCAAAAAUACGCAGGAAAAGACAGGUCCGCACAACUGCGCACUCCGCUUUGUCUGAAACCAAAUACAUUGAGCUUAUGGUGGUCAAUGACUGGCGCCUGUUUCAGGUCCGACAAUCUGUGGGUCUUACAAGUAGUUAUGCCAAAUCAGUGGUGAAUCUAGCUGAUUCUAUUUUUAGGGAGCAGCUGAACACCAGUAUUGUUCUGGUGGCGAUGGAGACCUGGACAUCUGGGGAUAAGGUUGCUGUCAGUGAAGACCCUCUGCAGACACUGGCUGAUUUCAUGAAGUAUCGGAGCAUGGAAAUACCGGAGCACAGCGAUGCCACUCACCUCUUCUCAGGACGCACUUUUAAAAGUAGCCGCAGUGGAGCAGCUUAUUUUGGUGGGAUAUGCUCUCCAACCAAAGGCGGUGGUGUGAUCGAGUUUGGAAGCAUUGCUGCCAUGGCGGUGACUUUAGCACAGGCUCUGGGACAAAACCUUGGCAUGAUGUAUAACAGACCACGCAUGGCUGCAGGCGAUUGUAGCUGUCCAGACCUGUGGCUCGGUUGCAUCAUGGAGGAUACAGGGUACUACCUUCCCCAGAAAUUCUCCCGCUGCAGUACUGAUGAAUACAGACAGUUCUUGGAAAACGGAGGAGGGAAGUGCUUGUUUAACAAACCCAAUAAGCUAUUGGAUGCUCCAUCUUGUGGAAAUGGAUUUGUAGAAGUGGGAGAAGAAUGUGACUGUGGUUCACCUACUGAAUGUAAAAAGAGUGGGGCACUGAACUGCUGUAAGAAGUGCACACUCAGCCAUGAUGCCAUGUGUAGUGACGGGCUGUGUUGUCGGCGAUGUAAGUAUGAACCAAGGGGGAAAAUUUGCCGUGAGCCCAUUAAUGAAUGUGAUGUACCAGAGAUGUGUCCUGGAGACUCCAGUGUGUGCCCAGCAAAUCUACACAAGCAGGACGGAUACUUCUGUGACAAUGAACAGGGUCGAUGCUAUGGAGGCCGUUGCAAGACCAGAGAUCGUCAAUGCAUUGCACUAUGGGGACGGAGUGAAUCAGACAGGUUCUGCUAUGAAAAACUAAACAUUGAAGGGACAGAGAAAGGCAACUGUGGAAGAGAUGGCGAUAACUGGAUUCAGUGCAGCAAACCAGAUGUGCUCUGUGGCUACCUCCUAUGUUCCAAUAUCUCUGGAUUACCAAGAAUUGGAGAGCUGAAUGGUGACAUCACAAGUAUGUCUUUCUAUCACCAGAACAGAUAUAUUGAUUGCAGAGGAGGACAGGUGAUUCUACCAGAUGGCUCAAGAUUGGGGUAUGUUGAGGAUGGGACACCGUGUGGACCUAACAUGAUGUGUCUAGAUCGGAAGUGUAUAUCAGCAAAUGAGUUCAACUUUAGUACCUGCCCAGGCGGUGGACGUGGAGGGGUGUGCUCAGAUCAUGGGGUUUGCAGUAACGAAGGGAAAUGUAUUUGUCAUUCGGACUGGACUGGAAAAGACUGCAGUGUAUACGAUCCCGUUCCUGUUCCUAAAACCACUGGAGUUGUGGAGAGAUCAAAAGGUCCCAGUGGUACAAAUAUUAUCAUCGGAUCUAUCGCAGGGGCUGUGCUCAUAGCUGCCAUUGUAUUAGGAGGAACCGGAUGGGGUUUCAAGAAUAUCCGGAGAGGAAGGUCUGGAGGUGGAUAGCGGUAGCAUAUCCUUGGUGACACCUUCUCUCGCCAUUUGUCAAUCAAUAUUCUCUAUCAUUCCCAUGACACCUCUAGGCCUUGCUUGAUAAAGCAAAGAUGAUGAUAAUCCAUUGGAGUGAGAAACGAAUGACAAGUCUGCAGCAGGGACCACUACAGUGAAUAUUUAUGGGAACUUUCUCCCUGUCUUCCAGGAUUGGAAUUAGGCUGUCUCUCUGGGACAGUAAUAGACUCCAACAUAGCAGGUUUCUGUUGGCAGAAGCCGUAUUGAACUUGUCAGUCAGUCCCGAAGGCUGCCGCUGCAAUUUAAAUUCAAGAAGGAUUGACCCUUUAAAAUGUGUCACUGCCAAUCGUACACUUUACUGGGAAGGAGCGACCACUAAAAACAAGCCAAUUAUCCUGAGUACAUUUUAGUUUUUACAAUGGCUUCAACUUUUUUUUCUUUUUAUUGGUCACCUCAUUGUUAUUUGUAGAUUGAGACAAUUUAAAGUAUAUUUCCAGCGGCGGACUGGGGACUAAAAGUGACCCUGGAAAAAAAUAAACUAACUGCCCCACCUUCUGUCCAAAUUGACAGAAGGCGGGACAACACAAGUAGUCAUGGAAGUAGGGCUGGCAAUAUUGUAGUGCAGCACAAAAUACCGCCCCAGCAGAACCAAAUACCACAGUGCAGCACUAAAUACUGCCGCCCUCACCACAGUAUUCCACUGUAUCACCGUCCUAUGCGACUGUUAGCCAGGUGCAUAAGUACCUGAUACUCCUAGCAUUGAUUAAUAAUGAGAGCAUCAGAUCGUUAUGUACCCAGCCAGCAGCCGUCAGGAGGACAUCCGCCCACCAGGAAAUUUCCCUGUAGGGUCUAUGGCCAGUCCGCCCCUGGAUAUUUCUGAGGCUUCAGCAUCCCAAAAGCUUGUGAAUAUUGGCUCAACUAAUAAAAAAACCUGGCACUCAUGAAGGUGAAAGGGACGAUUUAAAUGUCACUGCCAUUAGGAAACUGAUUGUAGGAGGGACUGUUCUUAAAUACAGCAUUGCCAUGGGACCCCAUGUACCAUCCUGGAAUUUAGCGCUUAAUUAAAUUACUGCCAUGAAUAAGCUUUGAUUCCAGGUACCAACUUCUGCCUUUAUACCCAGUGGUAGAAGAAGGUUCCAACUAACAGUGUUUCCUGAAAAUAGUCAUAUAUAUGUAUAAUUUUAAGAAUAUCUAUAACAUUCAAAUAUAAAAAUAAGAAAACUGAUAAAAAUCCCCCGUUGAUUGCACUAAUAGAUUAAGCAGAUGGGAAGGGUACGGGAUGAGUUUAUAAUUUUUACGGGAUAGAAAGACCAAUAACUACACCACCCCUGAAAAACAUAGAAUGCAUUAAUACUGGAUUAUGAUGCAGACUACUCAAACUUUUAAUAACACAGCUAACCCUGGCUUACGCCAACUGUAUUCACAUUUUGAAAAAAAACAAAAAAAAAAUGGCAAGAUAUCAGAUAUCUCUUGCCU